GAAAACUUUUUCAAAAGUUUCAGGAGGGGAGAGGAGAAUCACAGCACCCGUGGCCGUGCUGCGGAGGAUAUUACGGGAUUGGGACUUAACGCUUCGCUUCCCGGUUGACUUAGCGAAAACGAACUUUUGGAGGCUUACUUUUUUCCGUAUAAAUUAAACAGAGGAUGUAUUUCUAAUAAAAGCGCUCUGCGACACGUUGGAAACUUUUCCACAGAAAUGGAAGGGAAUAUGCAAUGGAUUAUUCUGUCGCUUUUGUUGUGCAUGCAUAUUGGUGAAGGGUUCCGCUGUGUGGAUAAAAACAAGCCCUGUGAAAAUGGAGGGACAUGCAUAGAUUCCCCCUCUCGAUGCAUAUGUCGUCCCGGAUUCAUUGGUCCUUACUGUCAGCACCUGGAUCCCUGCCAUCGAUCGCCGUGCCAGAAUGGGGCAGCUUGUAAAAGUGAUGUGGUCAAUGGUAUCCCACAGUACAAAUGUGUGUGCCAAAGAGGUUUCAGAGGUCAAGACUGCUCCCUCAUCGAUGCUUGUGCCACAAGUCCCUGUGCUAACGGAGCCCGCUGCGUCAACUGGAACAACCAUUACAACUGUUCCUGCCCACCGGGCUACCAGGGGAAGAACUGCCGCAGUGACAUUGACGAGUGUCGCAAACCUGGCGUUUGCCUCAAUGGUGGCAACUGCAUUAACACGCUUGGGUCCUUCCGCUGCCAGUGUCCCCCGGGGUACAGUGGUCGUACGUGUGAGGUGUCCACCCUACCCUGUGCCCCAUCACAGUGCCUCAAUGGAGGCACCUGUCGCCAGACCAGCGACCAUUCCUAUGAAUGUGCUUGUCUACCAGGGUUCGAGGGACACAACUGUGAGAACAAUGUGGACGACUGUCCUGGUCACAAGUGCAUGAAUGGGGGAAUAUGCGUUGAUGGAGUCAAUACCUACAACUGCCAGUGUCCACCAGAAUGGACAGGACAAUACUGUGCCGAGGAUGUCAACGAGUGCCUCAUGCAACCCAACGCAUGCCAUAAUGGAGGCACUUGUUUCAACACUAUUGGUGGUCAUACCUGCGUCUGCGUCAAUGGUUGGACUGGGGAUGACUGCAGCGAGAACAUCGAUGACUGUGCUAUAGCUGUUUGCUUCAACGGCGCCACGUGCCAUGACCGUGUAGCAUCCUUUUUCUGCGAGUGUCCAGUUGGGAAAACAGGUCUGCUUUGUCAUCUGGAUGACGCAUGUGUGAGUAACCCUUGCAAUGAGGGCGCAGUGUGCGACACCAACCCCCUUAAUGGCCGUGCCAUUUGCACCUGUCCCGCUGGUUUCGUGGGUGGUGCCUGCAACCAGGACAUGGACGAAUGUUCCAUCGGCGCAAACCCGUGUGAGCAUUUUGGAAAAUGUGUAAACACAGAGGGCUCCUUCCAGUGUCAGUGCGGUCGGGGAUAUGCUGGCCCACGUUGUGAAAUCGACAUCAAUGAAUGCCUUUCCAUGCCCUGUCAGAAUGAUGCCACCUGCUUGGACCGCAUUGGAGAGUUCACUUGCAUAUGCAUGCCAGGCUACAUGGGGACUUUCUGUGAGAUUGACAUCGACGACUGUGAGAGCAACCCGUGUGUGAAUGAUGGCACCUGUCGGGACAUGGUCAACGGCUUCACAUGCACCUGCCAGCCAGGGUUUACUGGCACCAUGUGUCAAAUUGACAUAGAUGAGUGUGCUAGCACUCCCUGCCAGAAUGGAGCAAAAUGCUACGACCGGCCCAAUGGGUUCGAGUGCCGCUGCGCCGAAGGUUAUGAAGGGAGACUCUGCGAGAGUAAUAUCAACAACUGUCAACCUGACCCAUGCCACCAUGGUACUUGCAUAGAUGGCAUUGCUAGCUACACGUGUAAUUGUGAUCCCGGAUACACGGGCUAUCGCUGCGAGAACCAGCUGAAUGAAUGCCACAGCAAUCCCUGUCAGAAUGGGGGCAAGUGUGUGGACCGGGUCAAUAAGUACAUCUGUCAGUGCCAGCAUGGGACUUCAGGUACAAACUGUGAGAUAAACUUUGAUGAUUGUGCCAGCAACCCAUGCGAUUAUGGGAUCUGCAAAGAUGGCGUUAACCGCUAUGACUGUGUUUGCAAACCUGGCUUUACAGGUCCUAAAUGUAAUGUGGAAAUAGAUGAGUGUGCAUCUAGCCCCUGUAGAAAUGGCGGCACGUGUGUUGAUGAAGAAAAUGGAUUUCACUGCCAGUGUCCUGAAGGCUUUAAGCCCCCUUACUGUUACUCCCAGGUGGAUGAGUGUGGCAGCAGCCCAUGUGUCCAUGGCUCCUGCAGAGAGGACAUAAAUGGAUACCGCUGUGACUGUGAGCCUGGCUGGGUUGGAAAGAACUGUGACCUGAACAGGAACGACUGCUUACAAAGUCCUUGUCAGAAUGCUGGAACAUGCAUCGAUCAGCUCAACGGUUUUACCUGCAAAUGUCGCCAAGGGUUCAAAGGUAACCUCUGCCAGCUGAACAUCAAUGAAUGUGCUUCCAGCCCCUGUCUGAAUAAGGGGACUUGCGUGGAUGGUGUGGCAAGUUUCACAUGUCUGUGUGAGCUUCCCUAUAGUGGACCUACUUGUGCUGAGGUCCUCACGCCUUGCUUCCCUAACCCCUGUGCCAAUCAUGCCGUCUGCACUCACACCCCAGACUACCUGGGUUACCAGUGUAACUGCCAGCCAGGGUGGCAAGGUCAGUUGUGCAACAUAGACGUGAACGAAUGCAUGUCGAACCCCUGCAAAAACCGUGGGACCUGCACGAACACGCUUGGAGGUUUUGUGUGCUCCUGUAGAGCAGGAUUUACUGGGCUGACGUGUGAAACGGAUAUCAAUGACUGUAUUCCCAACCCCUGCUUAAGUGGAGGCUCCUGUACAGACGGCGUGAACUCCUUCUACUGCAGCUGCUUGCCAGGCUUCACGGGCCCCCGAUGUGCCCAAGAGAUCAAUGAAUGUCAAAGCUCCCCCUGUAAAAAUGGAGGCACCUGUACAGACUAUGUUAACUCUUACACAUGCACCUGCCCACCCGGCUUCACGGGUAUCCACUGUGAAACCAACAUCCCAGAUUGCACUGAAAGCUCUUGCUUCAAUGGAGGGACCUGCACAGACAAAAUCAAUGGCUAUACCUGCAAUUGUCGCUCCGGCUUCACUGGCUCCCACUGCCAGUAUGAAGUUAACGAGUGCGACUCCCAGCCCUGUCUAAAUGGAGGCAUCUGUCAGGAUGCCCUGGAGUCCUUCCGCUGCUCCUGCCCUAAGGGCUUUAAAGGCAACAGGUGCCAGACGCCAGUAGACUUGUGCCGACACUCGUCUAUGUGCCAGAACGGAGGACGCUGUCGCCAAAACGACGCUUCCUUCAUCUGCGACUGUCCCAGUGGUUGGUCUGGACUUCACUGUGACAUCCCGAAGGUCUCAUGCGAAACAGCGGCUCGCCAGCGGGGAUUUCAAACCGACGAGCUAUGCCACCACGGCGGUCACUGUGUCAACACCGGCAAUACCCACUUUUGUAAAUGCCCUGCUGAUUAUACGGGGAGCUAUUGCGAAAUUCAAGUGGACCAAUGUGAAGACAAACCUUGUCACAAUGGUGCCACCUGCAGGUCAUAUGUUGGCGGGUACCAGUGUGAUUGCAUGCCGGGCUAUACUGGACAGAACUGCCAGAUAGAAAUCAAUGAGUGCCAGUCCCAUCCGUGCCAGAAUGGAGGCACUUGUAUUGAUCUAGUAGGGCAUUAUAUCUGCUCCUGUCCCCCCGGCACACUGGGUGUUCUCUGCGAGAUCAACGAGGACGACUGUGCUCCCCCGCUGCGGCUCCGCGGCGCUCCCCCGAAGUGUCUCAACAACGGAACCUGCGUAGACAGAGUUGGUGGCUACCGCUGCAACUGUCCGCCUGGUUUCACGGGAGACAGAUGCGAGGGAGACAUCAAUGAGUGUCUCUCUAACCCCUGCAGUCCCGCCAACAGUCUGGACUGCAUCCAGCUGCCCAAUGAUUACCUGUGCGUCUGCAAGCCCGGGUUCACAGGUCGGAAGUGUCAGAACAGGUUCAGCGUAUGUGAAUCGCAGCCUUGCCAUAACGGAGGUGCCUGUUCUGUAACCAGCAGCUCUCCCCUGGGAUACACCUGCACAUGUCAGCUUGGUUAUACUGGUCCUAACUGUGAAAGGAGCAUGUCCUGUCGGGAGCUGUCCUGCUACAACGGAGGAAGCUGUGCCCUCACUAAGAGGGGCGCGCGCUGCGCAUGCUUGCCAGGCUUCGGCGGGCCCCAGUGUCAGCAUCGCAGCAACGACGGCUGUUCCUCCAUGCCGUGCCGCAACGGGGGCCUGUGCACCGAAGAGACCAGUUUCCCUUUUUUCCAUUGCCAGUGUCCAAGCGGGUUUACGGGGAUACGUUGCGACCAAAGCACCAUGUAUGAGCUUCCUCCCCCCUGCCCCAGGGCAGACUGUCCAGGCAAAGCCAACGAUGGUGUCUGUGACAAGGAAUGUAACUCACUUGCUUGUCGCUGGGAUGGCGGCGACUGCUCCCUGGCGAUGAAUCCCUGGGCCCGCUGCACAGACCCCCGCUGCUGGCGCGCCUUUAACAACAGCCAGUGUGACGAAUUCUGUAACAAUGCCGACUGUCUGUACGACAACUUUGACUGCAGGGGCAAAGAGAAAGCUUGCAAUCCAGUGUACGCAAACUACUGCGACGACCAUUAUGCUGACGGUCGGUGCGACCAGGGCUGCAACACAGAAGAGUGUGGCUGGGAUGGCUUAGAUUGUGCACAGAAGGUUCCAGAGGAGCUUGCCGACGGCGUUUUGGUUUUGGUAGUCCUCCUGCCUCCGGAGAAGCUCCUCUACACCGGCAAAGCUUUCCUGCAGAAACUGAGCGCCAUCCUGCACACCGCAGUCCGCUUCAGGUUGGACGAGAAUGGAAAAGAGAUGAUCCGUCCCUACAUGCGUCGAGAUGCACGCCUCAAGCGAGAGCUCGAACAUCAAAAUGAAGUCGUUGGGUCCAUAGUCUAUCUGGAGAUAGACAACCGUCUGUGUUCUCAGGAUUUGGAGGAGUGCUUCCCUACAGCUGACAGUGCAGCAGAGUAUCUGGGAGCCCUAUCUGCAACAGAUAUGCUGAACUUCCCUUAUCCCCUUCGUGAAGUCAGAGCCGAAACGAUCCCUAUCGAAGGUACGGGGACACGUUUGGAAUAUUUGAUGCUGGCAGGGAUCGGCUCUUUUUUUGUGUUGGUCAUCCUUGUGAUCGGCAUGCUGAUAACUCGUCGAAAGCGUGAACACAGCACCCUCUGGUUCCCCGAAGGCUUCUUUCUCAAGAAGGAACCCAGCAGCAACAAAAACCGCCGGGAACCUGUGGGUCAGGACGCUCUCGGAAUGAAACACAUGCCAAAAGCCGCUGAGGAGUCUCUCCUCAGAGAUCACAGCGAUCCGUGGAUGGACUCGGAUUGCCCUGAAGCCAAACGACUCAAGGUUGAGGAGCCAAGCAUGCUCUCAGAUAGUGAGGACGCGGUGGACUGCAGACAGUGGACACAGCACCAUCUCGCAGCUGCAGACAUUCGCGUUCCACCCACAAUGGCCCUCACACCCCCUCAGGGAGAAUUUGAGAGUGACUGCAUGGACGUUAACGUCCGAGGCCCAGAUGGAUUUACACCUCUGAUGCUGGCAUCGUUCUGCGGAGGCGGGCUGGAACCUGAGGUGACGGAGGAGGAGGAGAACGAGGAGUGCUCGGCCAACAUCAUCUCGGACCUGAUCUACCAGGGCGCGUCGCUCGCUGCUCAAACAGACCGCACCGGCGAGACGGCGCUCCACUUGGCCGCUCGCUACGCCCGCGCCGAUGCAGCUAAGCGCCUGCUGGACGCCGGGGCGGACGCCAAUGCUCAAGACAACACGGGACGCACGCCGCUACAUGCUGCUGUGGCUGCAGACGCACAGGGUGUCUUCCAGAUCCUGAUCCGAAACCGAGCCACUGAUCUAGACUCCCGCAUGUACGAUGGCUCUACUGCGCUGAUCCUGGCUGCACGCCUGGCCGUGGAGGGCAUGGUUGAGGAGCUUAUCACUUGUCACGCUGAUGUUAAUGCAGUGGAUGAACUGGGUAAAUCCGCUCUGCACUGGGCCGCGGCUGUAAACAACGUAGACGCAACCAUCGCGCUGCUGAAAAACGGAGCCAACAAAGACAUGCAAGAUCUCAAGGAGGAGACCCCUCUGUUCCUCGCAGCCCGUGAAGGCAGCUGCGAGGCUGUGAAGGUGCUGCUCGCCCACUUCGCCAACAGGGAGAUCACAGACCACAUGGACAGAUUGCCGAGAGACAUUGCCCUGGAGCGCAUGCACCACGACAUCGUCCAGCUUCUUGACGAAUACAACACAGUGAGGAGUCCCCAGAGCCACGGAGCAGCCGGACACCAGCUAACAGGGGGCCACACUCUCUCGCCCCUCAUGUGCCCGCCCAGCGCCUUCCUCCCCAGUCUGAAGAACACCCCGCAGGGCAAGAAGAACCGCCGGCCCGGGGCCAAAGGUUCCAGCCUGGGAGGCCAGCAUGCUGCGAGUCUGAAGGAGUCGGUAAAGGCUCGCAAUAAGAAGCUGACUCUGGACAUGCAGAGUGCCUUAUUGGAUAGCUCAGUCACUCUGUCCCCAGUGGACUCCCUGGACUCACCCCACGGGGGAGCUAGCAACGCCGGCUACAUGACCAAUCCGACGUCACCCGUGGCCAUGCAGUCUCCGGGCCUUUUCCAUUCCUCUAUGUCUGUCCCAAACACCCCGAUGGUACGCAGCAGCAUGUUGGAAGGAGGGGGCCCAUUUGCCGUCUCUCUCGCCCAAAUUAAUGACAUUGGAGCCGGAGGAAUGUCCAUGCAAGGCCGCGUGUCCAUGGCUUCAGAUGUCAGCCACGGCUACGUGCUGAGCUCUGGUCAGCUGGGGGUCAACAUGGGCAUGGUCAGUCCUGUCAGCGUGCCAUUUGAUUGGCACAGCCACAUGCCUCCGUCCUCUCAGUGUGGUCAGCAGGUUGUGAACAUCGUGCAGAGUAGCCAAGCGGGCAUGCACGUCCAGAGCCCAGCCAUGCAGCAGCAGAACAUGCUGAUGCACCAACAGCAGCUCUACCGCAGUCCAAUGCUGCAGCCCACACCUGUCGCCUCCACACCCACCAUCAGCCCAGUCAAGCUGCCUUCCAUCGCGGAGCAACAGCAGCUCAUCAAUCACAACAUCACCAACCAGCCAAGCAUGGCUCCCAUGGGCACUUCCACUCCACCAACGCCACAGACCUCACAGCCGCCACCAGCCUUCUUCCAGCAGCAGCAGCUGCCUCAGCAGUCCUCUCAGCCUCCUGCUCAGGCCACCCAGGGAGCAGCGCCAGCAGCCCAGCCAGCUCAGGCCCUUUCCUCCCAGCCAAGCGGCAGCGCCGCAGGAAACGAGGAUUAUCCGACCCCUCCUUCCCAGCACAGUUAUGCAUCCACGUUAGACGCCACACCCAAGCAUUUUCACAAUUUGCCCAGCGAGCACCCCUACCUGACCCCCUCUCCAGAGUCUCCAGAGCACUGGUCCAGUCCCUCUCCCCACUGCGUGUCUGAUUGGUCAGAUUCUACGCCCAGCCCCGCCGUCGCUGUCCCCAACCAGACCCAAAUCACUCAAAUCCCAGAGGCCAACGGCAAGAUGCAGGUGUUUGCAUGAAGAUGGUUUGGACUCGACCUGGAAAGGACCUGGGUUAGAAAGAGUUCUUAGACUGGCUCCUGGGUCUGUCUGUGUUUUAUCUGUCAGCUUGUUUCCAAGAUUUUCUUUGGAUCUGGGCUGGCCAUGUGUAUAAGAGGACCGUCUGCUAGUGAAUACGGCAGAGGAAAAACAAAUAAGUAAAGGGAAAUGUGUGUUGUCUGAAAAAAACUGCAGACAAUUUAAUGAAGUAAUUCUGUCACAGAUGGACUAUUUUUUAUUAUUAAAAAAAAAAAAAGUAUAUGAAGAAAACCAAGUCUUUAAUUUCAAAGACUUGGGGAAAACUCCCCAGAAAACUAACAAAACAUUUAAAAAGUAGAGCAGAGAAAAAAAGUGAAAUGUUGAAGGGAAUUUGUUUAUUUUUAUUUAUUGUUUUUAUCUAUCUGAAAUGCUCUUUAGUUUUAUUUCUGUUCUAGCCUCUCAUGCAAGCUGCCAUCACAACGUUACGAACCGGUUCCAGCAACUACAUUUCAUAAAUUGUUCUGCAGUAGUCAUGUUUGACUGAUGGCAAAUAAUUACUUUUCUAUAUGAGUGUUAUGAACAAGAAUGUAGAUAAGUGUCUUUGAAGCACUUCAACUGACCAGCCUCAAAGGGCAAGUCUUCGUCAAAUACAUCAUUUGACAUUAUUGGAUAUUUAUAAUAUAAGGGGCAUUUAAUCGCUGUGAAUUUUAAAUGUAAUCUUUUUAAAAAAAAUCUGAGAAAAUAUUAAGUGUGAUGCAUCUAUUUUAUAUAACUAUUCAUUGACGCUAGAGUAUUUGCUGACAGUUUUACUGCCGAAUCUAUUACCUUUUUAGUUUUUAAGCAUUCGCUUUAUUUAUGUUUCACGGAAAACCUUUUGGCCUUUAAAAAUCAGCGUUCUACUGCCCUCACAUUAUAUUUUUUUAUUGUUUUAAUGCUCUGUAUGUUUGUGGGAAAGCAUAAACACAUUCUUCUUUGUUAAACAUCACUCCAGAUGUAUUAAGCUAUGCUUAUAUCCGCUGCUAUUUUAUAUCACUCUUCCCUGCAGACAUUCCUUUGCUGUUCCUGUCGUGUUGUGUUUGGAUUGGCCGCCUUCGGGUGACUCUAAAAGAUGACCGAACCGGACAAAGUACCUUUUUUGAAAAUGUUGACCCCCCCGUCACCUAAAAUGGACUAAACGGACUGCUGCAGCUGAGAUCAAGUUGGGAAUGGUGGUCAGUGGGAGGGUGGGGCUGCUGGACUGUGACUGCUGAUGCCCUGUCACUCCUCAGGGAGGUGUUUUAUGGCAUGCAGAGGGAUGGUUCCCUCGCAUCUACAGUAGAUAACACGUCCAGGGCCCAGUGAGUUUUGCGUGGUAGUGAAAUAAGAAUGAGGAGGGUUAGGGAAAAAAACACUACUAUGUAGUGUUCUUGUUGUGUAAUUCUAAGAUGAAACUCCGAGUCAUUUGGCUAACACUUCUGCCUGAAAAGGUAUUUUGGUUUUAUGUAACCAGGGCACGUAAAAGAGGGGGUUCACCUCUCUGUAACGUUAUGUGCACAUUUCAGACGUCUUUCAUCUUAACAUUUUAGGACAAAGUUUUGCAUUUUCAUUUCGGCCUUAUGAGCAGAGAUGAAUUAGCCCGCCACGUCGACCUAUUACUUUUACAGUGACACUGCCUUAGUUGAGUUAUCAGCUGAGUUUAUCUUUGUUUUUCCUAUUUGAUCUUGUUCAUUAUAGAACCAGGUACUGUUCUGUCAGACCUGGGAAAGUGUUGUUAUACACAGCCCAGUUUGCAUCUUAUUUGCCGGCGAGAAAAGCUUGGUUUGUCUGUUUGUUUGUCUGUUCUAAUUUUGUCAUAACUGGUCUUAAAAUUUCUCUGCCAGGUCGCACUAAGUGUUUUGUACAUUCACCAUUUCAGUUACAGAACUUCAGUUACAGGCUGUAAAUAUGUUUGUUUUGGGUAGAUCGUUGCUUAAGAAGUCUCAUUUUCCUAAAGUGAUUUGUUAUGUACUAAAAAGAAAUAAAGUGUAUUUCAUUUAGCGAUAUUUGAAGCUGAAACUGUAAUGAAUAUUUUUUUAGCAAUCUUGUUACAACAGCACAUGUUUAUAUAUCCUAAUAUUUCUAUAAUUGUUCAAAAGUAGUUUAAAGUCCUUGUCAACAUUUCUCAGCGGCUUUUCUUUUUUUUUCCUCGAUCAAACCUGUUUAAUACGUUUAUAAUAAAAACUAUAGGAAACAACA
Fundulus heteroclitus (mummichog) is the source of this 9822-nucleotide messenger RNA. RefSeq names its product notch receptor 3 (gene notch3). Bases 217 to 7611 code for a protein of 2464 amino acids. The record is from RefSeq and is a predicted model, not a curated record. Gene Ontology annotation, molecular function: Notch binding; signaling receptor activity; calcium ion binding. Gene Ontology annotation, cellular component: membrane. Gene Ontology annotation, biological process: cell differentiation; regulation of DNA-templated transcription; multicellular organism development. The transcript is spliced from 33 exons. NCBI's taxonomy places the organism in Eukaryota, Metazoa, Chordata, Actinopteri, Cyprinodontiformes, Fundulidae.